AAAACGUAAUUUCUGAUUUUUUUGUUUCCUUUUUAAAUAUAAUUUAAGAGACAGACGCCCCUAGUACUGGUGCUUUUGGUACGCUCCACUGUCAAAUUGAUUUCUCGCUGUUGGUCUCGUCUUUGUUGCUUUCACCGGUUUUGUUCCUAAAACGAGAAAAAACAACAUUUCAGUGGAUUAUCGUUCUAAUCAUAUCACAACGAGAUGGAUGAAAGGCUCUAUGGAUCUUUGCCUCAUGCCCCCUCGGAAUACCUCCAACAAUGGGUUCAGUCAGCUCAGCAGCAUCUGCAGACCCUUCAGGCUCAGUAUCCUCACAUGGCUAACGGUAAUGCUGGUUUUAUGAUGGAGGGACGCAGAGAAGAUGGAGGCAUGCAGCAGAUGCCUGUACACCCAGAGGAUGCCGCCCAACUGGAGCCUGCGGCUGCACAGAAAGCACCUGCUAAAGGAAAGCGAGGAAGGCCAGCGAGCAAAGAACCUAAAGCCAAAGCCAAACCUGGACCCAAACCCAAAAAAGCCAAGGAGGCCCCAUCAGCUGAAGGACAGGAGAAGAUUGACGAAACCUUCAAGAAAGUCAAGAGGAAAGUCGAUCGCUUUAAGGGCAUGUCGGAGGAGGAAGUCAUGAAGAAAACACUGCCUGACAUUCUUAUCCCCAAUCUGGACUAUGUCAUUAUCGGAAUUAAUCCAGGGUUGAUGGCGGCCUACAUUGGAAGAUGGUUUCCUGGACCAGGAAACCAUUUUUGGAAGUGUCUGUUCCUGUCUGGAUUCACAGAGAAGCUGCUAAAUCACAUGGAUGAUCAGAGUUUGCCUGAGAAAUACAGCAUCGGCUUCACAAAUAUGGUAGCGAGGGCGACACCGGGAAGCAAAGAUCUCUCUAGCAAGGAGCUUCGAGAAGGUGGUAAAAUCUUAGUGGAAAAGAUAAAGAAAUUCAAGCCACUCAUAGCAGUUUUUAAUGGAAAAUGUAUAUAUGAAAUGUUCUGUAGGGAGAUAUUUGGGAAGAAGCCAAAAACACUUGAAUUUGGCCUACAGCCUCACAGGGUUCCUGACUCUGAGACGGCGUUGUACCUGAUGCCCUCCUCCAGCGCCCGCUGUGCUCAGUUCCCACGUGCUCAGGACAAAGUGCAUUUUUACAUCAAGCUGAGAGAGCUCCGAGAUCAGCUGAAGGGUGUUGCAAAGCCCAAGGAGAUCGAAGAAGUCAACUACUCAUUUGAUCUCGGCCUGGCCAAAGAGGACGCUAAGAGGAUGGCUAUCAAGGAAGAGCAGUAUGAUCCUGGUUAUGAGACCGCUUUCGGAGGAGCAUAUGGAGAACUCGUACCUGAAGGAGGCCAAAGCAAUGGAUAUUGUAGCUUCUCCACAUCUGAGGAGAAAGCUGACACAGUGGAGAAGGCGCCUACGGAUCCAAACGCGGUCGGACAGGUUCAGGACGGUCAGUGGAUGACGCAGUCUUUUGCCGAUCAGAUCCCAGCCAUCGGCAGCUCCUCUCAAGCCCAAAGCUGGGGUGUAUGAAGAAGGAGCGUUCUCAGGGACUUCAGACGAAGCCUGUCGGUUCCUGUGCUCUUCCAGAGAUGCUGUGCCUCUUAUCUUCUCUCAGUCCAAUCCAGGAGUCUUUGGGGCAUUGGUUUCUUUCUCCUGUGCGUUGCUGUGACAAGUCUGUUACGUUAUUAUUUCAGGACCGAUUUGAGGAGAUCACAGUAUCAUGGAAGGUGGCCCAACUUGCACAAGGAGAAUCCAAUGG
Messenger RNA from Carassius auratus (goldfish), 1732 nucleotides. Its product is annotated as G/T mismatch-specific thymine DNA glycosylase-like. Lineage: Eukaryota; Metazoa; Chordata; Actinopteri; Cypriniformes; Cyprinidae. Gene Ontology annotation, biological process: base-excision repair, AP site formation. The transcript has 11 exons. Gene Ontology annotation, molecular function: uracil DNA N-glycosylase activity; pyrimidine-specific mismatch base pair DNA N-glycosylase activity. The coding region runs from base 205 to 1503 and encodes 432 amino acids. The record is from RefSeq and is a predicted model, not a curated record. Gene Ontology annotation, cellular component: nucleus.